AUGCUAACGGGCCAGCUGAGCAAGCCGCUGCUCUCGCUCAUGCGCGGCGGCGGCGACAUGAGCGCUUUGGAACUCGGCGGGCGGCCGGACGAGCAAGCGGCCGGCAGCCCCGACAGCGAGCUCGACGAGGAGACGGCCCUCCCGCCCGCCGACGGCCACGAGCGGGACGGCGCUCCCGCCAAACUGUACGGCGCCGGCGACAGUUGCGUCCGGUCGGACUUGGGUGGCAGUCCUUUAGAGCAGAGUCAAGUGGGCCAGUCGCCGCCGGGCUACGCCGCCAUGGGACCGCAGUCGCUGUUGGUGGCCCAGCAGCUGGCCAACGCGGUGGGCGGAGCCAUGUCCGGGGCAGCGGCGGCGGCAGCUGCGGCAGCCGCCAUGAACCAGCCCAUCCUCAUCCCCUUCAACGCCGGCGGGCAUCUGGGCGGCCAACAGGGCCUGGUCCUGUCACUGCCCGCCAGCAACCUGCCCAGCCUGGUGGCGGCCGCCGCUGCCGGGGGCGUCAUGACGCUGCCCCUGCACAACCUGCAAGCUACCUCAACCCUCAACUCGCAAUUGCAACACCUGCAGCAGCUGCAACAGAUGCACCACCACCACCAGCAGCACCAGCAGCAGCAGCAACAGCACCAGAACCAAGCGUCAUCCCAACAGCAUCACAUGACCCCGCCCGGUCAUCAGCAGUCGUCCGUGCCGUCACCGGGGUCCGCCUGCUCCUCGGCGUCACCGCCGCCGCCGUCGCACCGGCCCAACCAGUCGCCCGCCCGGAGCCUCCCCUCGCCCGUCACCCCGCCCGUCUCUUUGCCGCCGCUGAACCCUCUUGCCAGCCAGGCGGCGGCAGCGGCGGCCAUGGCAGCCGGCUCGCAGGUGUUCGGCAACGCCCUGUCCAACCUGCAAGGAGGCGGCGGGCAGCUGGUGACCAACGCGCAAGGACAGAUCAUCGGAACCAUCCCUCUGAUGGCAAACUCGGCUGGUCCGUGCGGCCAAUCGGGGACCGGCAACGCGACGCUGCAGGUGCCGCCCAUCACGCCGCAGCUGCUGACCAACGCGCAAGGGCAGAUCAUCGCCACGGUGAUCGGCAAUCAGAUCCUGCCCGUCAUCAACACGCAGGGCAUCACGCUGUCGCCCAUCAAGCCCGGCCAGCAGGGUGCGUGCGGCCCAGCUUCCUCCGGCUCCUCCUCCUCGUCCUCCCUGUCGUCUUCAUCCUGCUCAUCGUCGUCCUCGCAGCCCGGCCUGCUCCACCUGGCCCACCGACACAGCCCGCUUCACCGACCCUCCUCUUCCUCCUCCACUUCCCCUUCCUCUUCCUCGGCGCUCAGUGUGGGACAGCUCGUCAGCAAACCUGGCACGGCCCCGAGCGAGGUGGACGGCGUCAACCUGGAGGAGAUUCGCGAGUUCGCCAAAGCCUUCAAGAUCCGCCGACUGUCGCUGGGCCUGACGCAGACUCAGGUGGGGCAGGCCCUCAGCGCCGCCGAGGGGCCCGCCUACAGCCAGUCCGCCAUCUGCAGACACACCAUCCUGAGAAGCCACUUUUUCCUACCGCAGGAAGCCCAAGAGAGCACGAUAGCUAGCAGUCUGACAGGCAAACUGAACCCUGGCCUUUUAUAUCCUGCCAGGUUUGAGAAGUUGGACAUCACCCCUAAAAGCGCCCAGAAGAUUAAGCCGGUUCUGGAGCGCUGGAUGGCGGAGGCUGAGGCCCGCCACCGCUCGGGCAUGCAGAAUCUGAGCGACUUUAUCGGCAGCGAGCCUUCCAAAAAGCGCAAGCGGCGCACCUCAUUCACGCCGCAGGCUUUGGAGAUCCUCAACAGCCACUUUGAGAAGAACACGCACCCGUCGGGACAGGAAAUGACAGAGAUCGCCGAGAAGCUCAACUACGACCGUGAGGUGGUGCGCGUCUGGUUCUGCAACAAGCGCCAGGCGCUCAAGAACACCAUCAAGCGCCUCAAGCAGCCCGACAACAAUGGCUGCGGGGGGGCCGUACUGCCGCCGCCGCCCCCCUUGGACCUCGCCGACCCGCUCCGUGACAUCCCCAAAUGA
Syngnathus typhle (broad-nosed pipefish) is the source of this 2031-nucleotide messenger RNA. It is a transcript of the gene pou6f2, whose product is annotated as POU class 6 homeobox 2. The record is from RefSeq and is a predicted model, not a curated record. Gene Ontology annotation, molecular function: RNA polymerase II cis-regulatory region sequence-specific DNA binding; DNA-binding transcription factor activity, RNA polymerase II-specific. The transcript has 9 exons. Bases 1 to 2031 code for a protein of 676 amino acids. Gene Ontology annotation, biological process: regulation of transcription by RNA polymerase II. NCBI's taxonomy places the organism in Eukaryota, Metazoa, Chordata, Actinopteri, Syngnathiformes, Syngnathidae.